AUGGAUAAAAGCACUUUUAAAUUACUUAUUGGUGCAACAGGAAGUGUUGCAGCUUUAAAAAUACCUUUACUAUUAGAAUCUUUGAUAAAAUUAAAUGGAAUCCACCAAUAUAAGUUUGAGAUUUCUAUUGUAGUGACGGAGCAUGCGAAACACUUCUUCAACAGCUCAGAACUACCUCCUGGUGUUACUGUUUAUGACGAUGCCACAGAAUGGAAUAGUUGGAAACAAAGAGGUGAUCCUGUGAUUCAUAUUGAGCUUGGAAAAUGGGCAGAUAUGUUGAUCAUAGCACCUUUAGAUGCCAAUACCUUAGCAAAAAUGGCUCAGGGUCUGUGUGAUAAUCUAUUGACUUGCACUACCCGUGCUUGGGAUAUAAACAAACCAUUGUUAUUUUGUCCUGCAAUGAAUACUAGAAUGUGGGAGCAUCCGAUAACAUUGAAACAUAUACAGAUAUUAAAGGAAUGGGGCCACGAAGAAAUACCACCAAUUAAUAAGCAACUUAUUUGUGGAGACACUGGAAUUGGAGCAAUGGCAGAAGUUGGCACUAUUGUAAACAGAAUAAAAUAUAUAGCUGAUGAAAAGAUGCUUAAUUUUAAAUGUUAA
Molecule: messenger RNA, 600 nt
Organism: Parnassius mnemosyne (clouded apollo)
Lineage: Eukaryota; Metazoa; Arthropoda; Insecta; Lepidoptera; Papilionidae
Source: the annotation of a GenBank genome assembly